Molecule: messenger RNA, 3683 nt
Organism: Klebsormidium nitens
Lineage: Eukaryota; Viridiplantae; Streptophyta; Klebsormidiophyceae; Klebsormidiales; Klebsormidiaceae
Source: the annotation of a GenBank genome assembly
CAGCAACACGCUUCAGCCUUCAGGUCUCAGGAUUCAUUCUCUGGAUGUGCCCAUUGGCAGGCUCGACGAGUUUCGCGUUUCCAGGGCAGACCGCAGCAAUGACAGCAGCAUUCACGUUGGACAUGGGCAAGGGGAUCCUCUCGCUCCCUCAAACGAAGGGAAUAGGAGACGCCAGCUGACAAUACUUCGCUAUGCAGAAUGGAUUUCAAGAACAUGUCUGAAUCAUUUCCUGCAAUGAGGGGCGAUCCUGAUAGAAGUUCUGCAGGUUGAGGAUCUUUGCAGAACAGAUGAGUCCUUGAGUGCAGGCUUGGCCUUGCAAAGUGGUAAAAUGCAUUGUUCUUCAGCACCACAGCGCAGAUUGCUCCACCACCUGUUUCUUUGAGCAGACCCUCAAGUUGAAGGCGCCUGGUCUGCACGCUUCAUGCCCCAGCGCUCCCCCAGCGUUAGGAGAGGCAUGAGGCCGGUUGAGAAAGACAAAAGCUGGCUCUCUGAUUGAUGAAGCACAUGGCCUGCACUGGAAAGAUGCUGCAGGACAGCUUUACUGCUUCACCACAUUCUUGACAAUGGGGGCAAUGCAGGCCCUUUGUCUGCUUGCAGCUUUUGUGCUCAGUGUAGGGCGUGUGAGCACAGAUUAUGUAGUCACGGGGCCCAGUCUCGCCCCCCCCAUACCUCCAGGUCAAUGCCCGUACGUAUUCAAAGAUGUCAACAUCAAGUACGCCCAGGGCUUCUGCCCCACAGAUUUCCAAGCUAAGAACCCUGUCUUCAGCACGUCAUGCUGCAAUGCCCUGGAGGGGCUCAUCUUUCAGAGCAGGGUGCAGCUAGCCAAUGAGACUGGAGUCCUGUUGCUGCCGCAGUCAUCCGCUGAUGCAUGCAUCAAGGCAGCUGCACAGGCAUUCGCUCCAGGUGCUGAGCAGCUGUUUGCCACAUGCGGGAUAAACAGCACGCUUCUCUCCAUAGAGAGCGGUGCACCCUGCGGGACAGAACUGUUGACAGUGUAUGACUUCUGGGAGGCGUCAGGUCACAGCUUUCCAGGCAUUGUGGGAGCGUCGUGCUUCCAAGCAAGCGAUUGCACAGCGUGUAUGACCCAAGUGAACAGAAAGAUCGCCUCUCUGAGGGGCAACGCGACUCUGCUGUCGUCCCCUGCUUGUCAAGCCCUCGGCCAGAUCGCAAUGACGGCGGCUGCGUACCCCGUCGUGGUCGCCAACGGGAUCUCGGGGUGCGUCCGCAAAGUGCCGAUUCUCAAGCUGGACCAGUCGCCGGUUUGCGAGUCCCUGGACUGGGACGAGAUUGACUUCUCGUCGGCGGCCCUCAGUUGUGGGCCGGCGCAGAUCCGCAGUGACCGCUGCUGCGAUCUGAUUCUCGGCAUUGGCGGCCAGGCGCACAGCAUCUAUGCCAACCGGACUGGUCAUUCCAUACCGCAGGACCAGGUCCAGGCUUGUGUCGCCGCCCUCAACUCCCGCUUGGUCAAGGCGGGCGUCACAACGAGCGUUGCGGAGCGAUGCCAGCUGGGACCGUUCCCUUUGCUCUUUGCGGUCGGGUGCUACAACUACUCCAACUACGACGCUCGCAUCCCUGAUCAUCUCCUCGUCGACGGCGCUGGGGAUGCCUGCAACCCCAAUCAAGGCAACUGCUCCAACAGCAUCUGCCAAACGCAGUUCGACAGCGCGUCCGCCUUCCUCGCAAACUCGUCCGACCCCCAAGUCACGAACCUGUGCGGGUUUCUGGUGAUGAGCCAGUACCUCGCGCGAUACGACUCCCUGAGCGAGAUCACCGCCCGCCUGAACUGCUUCGUGAACUACCCGGCCCCUCUGGCGCUUGGUUUCGUGACCUCGAAGUCGCGCGCGCUGACGAUGUCAGCAAUAGCUGGCAUCGUCUCCGCUUGCACCGUCGUGCUUCUCAUCCUAGUCGCUAUAACCGCUGUGGUCUGCAAAAGGCGCUCAUUGAAGGAGGGGUUGGAUGAGUGCCUUGGCAGGGGCUCGAGGCAAUGGACGGGGAUGCCCGGGCUCAUGUUAGAAAGCUUCAGUUUCUCCACGUUGAAAAGGGCGACCAAAAACUUUAGUGAGGACCGGUUGCUGGGGCGGGGCGGCUCGGGAAAAGUGUUCAUGGGGGAGCUCCGGGGCAACCUGGUCGCCGUGAAAGUUAUCAGCAGGGAGCCAGCUGCAGGAGGGUCCAAGGAGUUCCAAAACGAGGUGUUGUCAAUGGCGCGCCUCCGUCAUCGUCACCUGGUCAGCCUCGAAGGCUGCUGCAACUCGCCGCGACACUAUAUCUUGGUCUACGAGUUUAUGGCGAACGGGAGUUUAGACGACCAUUUGUAUCCGCCAAAAGGAGGGCCAGCACAUGUAGUACCAGAAGGAAGUCAAACCCGCUUCUUGGACUGGCCGACAAGAAUGAAGAUUGCACUUGGGACCGCCAAAGGGUUGACUUAUCUUCAUGAGGACUGCAACCCCCGCAUCCUCCAUCGUGACAUCAAGCCGAGCAACAUCCUGUUGGAUUCCGACUUUGAGGCCAAGGUCGCCGACUUUGGACUGGCCAAGCUGACCACGGACGGCGACACCCACCUCACCGCGAGCAUCGCCGGCACGUGGGGCUUUAUGGCGCCCGAGUAUGCGGCAUCCGGCCGCCUGACCGACAAGAGUGACGUGUACAGCUUCGGGGUGGUGCUGCUGACGUUGGUUGCGGGACGGCGGCCGAUAGAGCCCCUUGACGUACAGGACAAGGUUUACCUCAUCGAGUGGGCUUGGACCCUGGCGGAAGCGGACGCGCUCCAGGAGCUGCUAGACGUCAGGCUGACGUCAGCGCUGAAGGAACACGCCGCGGCCAUCGACAACGUCACAAGGAUCGCGCUCCUUUGCAUACACUCGUCAGUCAACCUGCGGCCGACCAUGGUCGAGUGCAUCCGCAUGCUCACCGGUACGGCCCCCGUGCCAGCCCUCCGCCCGGGGCUGAUUUUCACGCCAUCCUCGUUAGCAACACCGGGCCCCAGCAGUGACUGGAACAGCACGGACGGGAGCGCCGGGUGGUCGGGAUUGUCCCGGGGGGUGCUGAGCAACCAAAGCGUGGUUAGCGGGCACAGUAUGUUGAGCAACCAGAGCAGCUUGUCAAAGAUUGAGUUGGCCGCACGGACCGAGAGCAUCGAAGCCGAUGACUUGGAGCCCGGCACGGGGACGUAGCAGGAUUUUGUGUCGAUGACAGACUCGGUACGACUUCCAAAGAACGAAGAAAGUGCCAAAGCAGGUCGCAGCGCGGUCUUGUUUUGCUAGCACACUUGGUUUCGCUGUUGAAUACUAUAUAUUAUGCGUUGUAUGGUAGUAAUUUGUUUCCAGAGUUGGAGCUAGGAGUCAGCGUUCGAAAUUUCGCGACCUGAUGACACAGCGGCGAGCGCCACAAGCAACCACAAGGGCGCGGCGUGCGAUGCAUUAAGAAUACGGAUUGACCCCAGUAAGAUUCAAUUCAGUGCCGGCAGUAUAAUUAGCCUAGCCCUAGCUAAGGGGUGGAUUCUUCAAUUUUCGUGCUAAUCCAAAGCUUACCAAGCGAACGCUAAUUAUUCUGAGCUAUAGGUGCAAACCAGAUUUUGGGGCACAACCCCGGAUACUAAUACGGAUCAUUGCUUCGGAUGCGUGGUAACCACGUUUUCCUAACGGUUGCAACAUUAGCUUUUGCCAUUUGAAGCUUGUCGAACGUCA